AUGGCAGAUAUGGAAGUGAAACCAGUAGACCUAGAAGAAGACGAAGAGAAAGAGGAAGAUGAAGAACCUUCGUGGUCAUCAGACUCGGAAGUCGGAGACACGUUGGACUGGCUGGACUCCAAGGACGAUGACCAAGCUGAACUAAUGGAGUGGGAGGGGAGGUUGAAUGUGGGCAUGUCGAACUCUGUGACGACUGCCAUUCAAGAAAGUGUUCUAGAUAUAGCCAUUGGUAAAACUAAAACAACUGAGAAAGCAGACUGUGCAACUGUUGAUCAGGCCAUUGAUCCUAGAACUCGCAUGGUUUCAUCCAAGAUGCUAAAUCGAGGUGUAUUUCAUGAUAUAAACGGCUGCAUUUCAACUGGAAAAGAAGCAAAUGUUUAUCAUGCAACCAGAUCUAUUGGUCAGGAACUGGCAAUCAAAAAAUGCGAUCUUGUGGCAUAUUCUGAAGUUGUUCCAGUUUUUGAGAAUUGGUCCUAUUAUCUAGUAUUUAAUACGGUCGUUGUGAAGUGCAGGCUAAAGGCAGCGGGAAUUCACUGCCCUACUCCAAUUCUUUUGAGACUUCAUGUUCUGGUCAUGGAGUUUGUAGGAAAAGUAGGUUGGGCUGCACCUCGUCUUAAGGAUGCUGCUUUAUCUCUUGACAGGUUUUGUGAAGGUUAUGUGGAGGUGUGUCCAUAUUCUUUAAGUCAUUCUUCAGGAAUUUUGGGUUGUGUAAAAGUGGAACCUGAUUUCUAUGAGAUGAUUAUUGCAAUGCGAGCACUAUAUCAGAAGUGCAAACUGGUGCAUGGAGACCUAAGCGAGUAUAACAUACUUUAUUUUGAGGGUCAUUUGUAUAUUAUAGAUGUCUCUCAAUCAAUUGAUCUUGACCAUCCCCAUGCCCUCAAUUUUCUUCGUGAAGAUUGUCUUCAUGUUUCGGACCACCAGGAGAUCUUUAUCGUGAUUGCUUCCAACUUAUUUUACGUGCAACAAAAAUUUUUGGCUAGAGGAGACAUAUCUGUGGAGGAUGAAAUUGCAGACUGUCUUUGUGCAGCUACUGGAUCAAUUGACAGGUUCAAGCAUGGGAAUGCAAGUUUCAUGUGUACACAGUUGGGGUUCGAUUUGAUACUUGAAGCUGGUGUGUGCACAUCUUUGCAUGUAUGGUCAUUAAUUCCAAAGACCCUAGAACAUGUAAAGAAUGCUGGGGAGGAUGUGCAAUGGAUAACCAAUGGCCAAGACACGGGAGAUAUGUACUAUCAGACUAUCACGGGACUCAAGCAUGCUCUUUCAAUUGCUUAG
This is a messenger RNA of Juglans microcarpa x Juglans regia, 1272 nucleotides long. RefSeq names its product serine/threonine-protein kinase rio1-like. The transcript has 13 exons. Gene Ontology annotation, molecular function: ATP binding; protein serine/threonine kinase activity. Lineage: Eukaryota; Viridiplantae; Streptophyta; Magnoliopsida; Fagales; Juglandaceae. Bases 1 to 1272 code for a protein of 423 amino acids. The record is from RefSeq and is a predicted model, not a curated record.